Mesocricetus auratus (golden hamster) is the source of this 4457-nucleotide messenger RNA. It is a transcript of the gene Ano8, whose product is annotated as anoctamin 8. The record is from RefSeq and is a predicted model, not a curated record. Lineage: Eukaryota; Metazoa; Chordata; Mammalia; Rodentia; Cricetidae. Gene Ontology annotation, biological process: chloride transmembrane transport. The transcript has 17 exons. Gene Ontology annotation, molecular function: chloride channel activity. Gene Ontology annotation, cellular component: plasma membrane. The coding region runs from base 211 to 3192 and encodes 993 amino acids.
GACGCGCGCGGGCUGGGGAGAAGAAUCGAGGUUUGACUCGGGCGGGGACGACAAGCAAUUGAAGCGCAGGGACGGCGGCCGGCGCGGGCGGGCGAGGGAGGCCUUUGUCUCCUCCUCCCGCGCGCUCGGUGGUGCCACCCGGGUCCCCAUGAGCCCGCGGCCCCCCGGCGCCCGGGCGUCCCCCAGCCCCUGACCUGCCCUGUCCUCGCCAUGGCCGAGGCGGCCUCGGGCGCCGGGGGCGCGACCCUGGAGGGGGAGCGGGGCAAGAGGCCCCCGCCCGAGGGCGAGUCCGCGGCGCCUGCGUCUGGAGUUCUGGAUAAACUCUUUGGGAAGCGGCUCCUGCAGGCUGGCCGCUACCUGGUGUCCCACAAGGCGUGGAUGAAGACGGUGCCCACCGAGGACUGUGACGUGCUCAUGACCUUCCCAGACACCACUGAUGACCACACGCUGCUGUGGCUGCUGAACCACAUCCGAGUGGGCAUCCCCGAGCUGAUCGUGCAAGUUCGCCACCACCGCCACACGCGUGCCUAUGCCUUCUUCGUCACUGCCACGUACGAGAGCCUGCUCCGGGGGGCUGACGAGCUGGGUCUACGCAAGGCAGUGAAGGCCGAGUUUGGCGGGGGCACCCGCAGUUUCUCCUGCGAAGAAGACUUCAUCUACGAGAACGUGGAGAGCGAGCUGCGCUUCUUCACAUCGCAGGAGCGCCAGAGCAUCAUCCGAUUCUGGCUGCAGAACCUACGGGCCAAGCAGGGGGAGGCACUGCACAACGUGCGCUUCUUGGAGGACCAGCCAAUCAUCCCGGAGCUGGCUGCCCGAGGCAUCAUACAGCAGGUGUUUCCAGUCCACGAGCAGCGCAUUCUGAAUCGUCUCAUGAAGUCCUGGGUGCAGGCCGUAUGUGAAAACCAACCUUUAGAUGACAUCUGCGACUACUUUGGGGUAAAGAUCGCCAUGUAUUUUGCCUGGCUGGGCUUCUACACGUCGGCAAUGGUUUACCCUGCUGUCUUUGGCUCUGUUCUGUAUACAUUCACUGAGGCCGAUCAGACGAGCCGGGACGUUUCCUGUGUUGUUUUUGCUCUCUUCAACGUGAUCUGGUCCACACUGUUCUUGGAGGAGUGGAAACGGAGGGGGGCAGAGCUAGCCUACAAGUGGGGGACACUAGACUCACCUGGAGAAGCUGUGGAGGAGCCGCGACCCCAAUUCAGGGGCGUCCGCCGCAUCAGCCCCAUCACUCGGGCUGAGGAGUUCUACUACCCGCCCUGGAAGCGAUUGCUCUUCCAGCUGCUCGUCAGCCUGCCUCUGUGCCUGGCCUGCCUUGUCUGUGUCUUCAUACUGAUGCUCGGCUGCUUCCAGCUGCAGGAGCUGGUCCUGAGCGUGAAGGGCCUGCCCCGCCUGGUUCGAUUCCUGCCCAAGGUCAUGCUGGCCCUGCUGGUCAGCGUAAGUGCUGAGGGCUACAAGAAGUUAGCAGUGUGGCUCAACGACAUGGAGAAUUACCGGCUAGAGAGCGCCUACGAGAGACACCUUAUCAUCAAAGUCGUCUUGUUCCAGUUUGUCAACUCGUACUUGAGUCUGUUCUACAUCGGCUUCUACCUCAAAGACAUGGACCGCUUGAAAGAGCUCCUGCUACUCCUGUCCCUGACCCAGAGCCUCGAGCGGCAGCUGCGGGCGGCGCUGGUCCCGCUCGUGGCCCUGAGGUUCCGCCUGCUCCUCCUGUCCCUCCGGGGUUUCCUACUCGCGGCCCGGGCCAAAAUGCUGGCCACUCUGCUCAUCACCCGGCAGCUGCUGCAGAACGUGCGGGAGGUGCUGCAGCCUCACCUGUACCGCAGGCUGGGCCGCGGGGAGCUGGGUCUGCGUGCCAUGGGGGAACUGGCCCGGUCCCUGCUGGGCCUCUUGAACCCCCUGCGCCCGGAUCCUCGACGGCAUCUAGAAGCCCAGGCUGAUGAGGGAAGAGCGGGGAGCCACAGGUGUCUGGGCGGAGGCUGUGGGGCUCCCGAGGAAGAGGAAGAGACGGCAGUGGAGCGUAGGCCGGCAGGGGAAGGCGGAGAGGUCCCAGAUGGGCCUCGGGGUGGCAAGGAGGAGGACGACGACGAGGACGAGGAGGACGAGGAGGACUACGAGGACGAGGUCGAGGAAGGUGGCCUCCUGGACUGCGGGCUGCGCCUUAAGAAGGUCAGCUUUGUGGAGCGGGGCGCAGGGCGGCGCAGGCCAGGCCCGGGCCCCGAAGGCCUCCUGGAGGAGGGGAGCCCCACCAUGGUGGAGAAAGGGCUGGAACCAGGCGUGUUUACGCUGGCCGAGGAAGACGAUGAGUCGGAAGGGCCUCCCGGUAGCCCCGGGCCAGAGCCCCCGACCAUCUUGCUGCGUCGUGCGGGUGGCGAGGGCCGCGACCAGGGUCCUGAUGGAGGUCGAGACCCGGAGACCGGCCCCAGCGACACUGCUGGCAGACAGAGGAGGCACAACAGGUCCUCCUGGAUCGACCCGCCGGAGGAGGAGCAUUCUCCACAGCUCACUCAGGCAGAGCUGGAGAGCUGCAUGAAGAAGUAUGAGGACACGUUCCAGGACUACCAGGAGAUGUUCGUGCAGUUUGGCUACGUAGUGCUCUUCUCUUCCGCCUUUCCGCUGGCUGCCCUGUGCGCCCUGGUCAACAACCUGAUCGAGAUCCGAAGCGAUGCCUUCAAGCUAUGCACCGGCCUACAGCGGCCCUUUGGACAGCGUGUGGAGAGCAUCGGGCAGUGGCAGAAGGUCAUGGAGGCGAUGGGCGUGCUGGCCAUCGUGGUGAACUGCUACCUCAUUGGCCAGUGUGGCCAACUGCAGAGGCUCUUCCCCUGGCUCAGCCCGGAGGCGGCCAUCGUGUCUGUGGUGGUGCUAGAGCACUUGGCUCUGCUAGUCAAGUACCUCAUCCAUGCAGCCAUCCCCGACAUCCCAGGCUGGGUGGCCGAGGAGAUGGCCAAACUGGAGUACCAGCGACGGGAAGCCUUCAAGGUACAGGGCUGGGGUCCGGAUGAUGCGGUUUCAGGAGGGAAUAAAUUUGAGGCUGAGUCCUUAUCGAAAAACCCACGGGCUGCAGAGCGGGUAGCCACGCCCCCUACUCUCGGGUUCGGACCCACAGACUGCAGAGCGGGUAGCCACGCCCCCUACUCUCAGGUUCCGCACCCAAAGAUUCCACCAACUUGGAUGGAAAGUACUCAGUAUUUGUAGGGUGUGGAUGUGCACAGCUGUCAUCCCAGCUCCUAGGAGUGAGGACAGGUGGAUCAGUUCAAGGCCAGCCUGGGCUAUGCACUGUGCUAUCUCAAAAACCAAAGCAGCAUUUGCAUGUGUUCUGCGUAUGUACAGACUGCUGCAUUUCCCUUCUUUGUUUUGAGACUUAGCCCAUCCUGGCCUCAAAUUUGGAAUGCCUGUGUCAGCCUUCUGAGAACAGGCAUGUACCACCACAUCUGGUGCUCACUUUAAAUUCUUUAUAAUGCCCUUAGUGGUUGGGUUCUGCUGUGCAGCCCAGGCUUGCGGCUCCGUCCCCAGCCUCUCAGCUGGGACCACAGAUACGGAGCACAGUGCCCCCUCAGAACAACCGUUCCCACCCAGAGACUUUCUUCUUUAGAUGUGUUUUACUUUAUGUUACAAGUGCUUUGCCUGCAUGUGUGGCGCCACGUGCAUGCAGUGCCCUUGGGCACCAGUAGAGGGCGUCAGAGCCCCCGGAGCUGAAGUUACAGAUGGUUGUGAGCUGCAUUGGGGGUGCUGGGGACUAAACGGGUCCUCUGCAAGAGCAGCCAGUGCUCUUUACCGCUAAACGGUCUCUCCUGCCGCAUCUUAGGGACAUUUAGUCUGCAGGAAGGGUGAGCAGAUGACAAGCAGGGGCCGCUGCAGAAGGGACCAGAGCAUCCGUUGUCCCACCCUUGUGGGUGCUAAGGGGUGACUGUACCCGCUGCUCACAGCGGUGGGUGUAGUCUAGAUUCUUGAUGGCGCAAACUUCAAACCCUGAAGAAUGCUCGUUCUUCAGAUGUCCAGUCUGCCUCUUCCAAACUGCUCUGCAAACCGCAUGAAGGCCUGGGAGCCGCACCUUCUAGGGAAGACUAGCGUUCCCACCAGGAGCCAGGGUUCUAGGCUGACACUCCACCCUCCCUGGGGAUUCUGGGCUGGGGCUCCACCCUGAGCCACGCCCCCAGCCCCUCCCUGGGGAUUCUGGGCUGGGGCUCCACCCUGAGCCACGCCCCCAGCCCCCAUCAGUUCCAAGCGGAAUUUUAAUUAGUUUACUUUGAGGUCCCUGGGCUCACGCCUGUGGUCCCAGUCCGGGGAAGUUGAGGCUGGCAGGUUCCCAGCUCUAAAUCCGCGCUACACAGCGAACGCUCGUUCGAGAGGCCGCGAUGGCUGUGGGGAUCCCCGGGCUGAGGUCUGCGGUCUCCCCUGAGCGGCGGCCCGGUCUUCCCUCGCCCGGGUGGCGGGGCCCGGGCCCGGGCGCUCAGGCCGUG